UAUGUGUUCAUAAUUAAUCCACAUUACCAUUACAAUAAUGCAAAGUUAGGAAUUAAUUAUGAGAUCUACGAUAAAAGCAUCGACCAAGCCAACGACAGGGAGAUCGAAUCAGGUACAGACACAAGCAAAAUAAUAAACAAAACAGGGAGGGGACUCAUCACCUCGAGAUGUUGACUGCGCCGAAGAAAAAUCAUCAAUGGAAGCAGGGCGCGGGCGCGAGAAGCGACGGAGAGGGGACAGAGCCUUCUUCGCCCAUUCCGGUUUGGUUCUUUUCCUCUUCUUUCUUCUCCCUCUCACGUUUGUUUCAUUUUUUUUCGGUGACUAUCGCCAGGUCCAUGGACCUCAGCACCGAAUGCAUCCACACCGUUAAAUCUCUGGGGUCCACGCAAUUAACGAAUUCUGGGAAGACGAAGAGGCAGUUGAAUGCAUCCAUUACCAUUGCCAUGGCCGACCACCAAUCAAGAUCACAUUCACAUUCACAUUCACAUUCCCAAGACCUGUUGCAUAUUCUAGGAUUCGGUAGCAUUACCAGGGCCUGCAAGUCAUUCCUCUUCAAAUGCUAUCCAAACAAGAAGUCCAAGAAAACCGCCAUCAAUGUCAACCCCAAAUCAACAUCGGAUGAUAAGGUUAAAAAGAAGAAGAAAAACGAUAAUAGUUCCAGAGACAGAAAGAAGGAUGAUCCACCUCCGGCUUCUCCGACGGCGGCGCUCCGCCGCCGGAGCUGCGACGACUACACGCUGAGAUCGUCGCAAUGGAGUCCGGCGACGUCGGGGCUGACGAGGAGCAAAACGGGAAGGCGCAGCGUGGACGCAGCCACGAUGAAACAGUACUUGUCCAGAACCAAAACGACGUCGUCUUGCAUCCUGUAUUCAAACUCACACGGCCUCAUAAAGCCCCCCGCCAUCGAGCAUUACCUCCAUUGCACGCUCGACGACCUCUGCUUCGGCUGCGUCAAGAAAAUUCAGACCACAAGAGACGCUGUUUCCGACAACGGGCGAAAUGUGGAAGAAGAGGAAGAGCUGACAAUAAAAGUGAAGCCCGGGUGGAGGAAAGACACGAGGAUUACCUUCAACGGGAGAGACGCAGGGGGCGUCGGCGUCGCGACUGCAGAUGUUGUGUUUGUCGUAGUCGAGACAAAGCACCCGUUGUUUUCCAGGCGGGACGAUAAUCUAUUGCUGGAAAUCGAGCUUCCAUUGAUUGAUGCACUCACCGGAUGCACAUUGUCGGUGCCAUUGUUAGGCGGCGAAACGAUAAGCCUACAAAUGGAUGAAAUAGUGUAUCCGGGGUAUGAAAAGAUCGUUGCGGGGCAAGGAAUGCCGAAGCAUAAUGACCCCGAGUCGAGAGGCGACUUGGUGAUAAGUUUUAGAGUGAAGUUUCCUGAGGAAUUGACGGAACAGCAGCGAAUCGAUGCUGCGGAUAUUUUGCAACAGGCUCGUUGAUCUUGUCGAUGUUUAUCUUCGUAUUCGUAUUUCUUUUCUAUGGUAAUUUAGUGUGCAGAGACACGUAUGAUCGGUACAGAGUUGUUGUAUGCAGACGAGUCUAUGUGUAU
This is a messenger RNA of Andrographis paniculata, 1549 nucleotides long. RefSeq lists its product as uncharacterized. The record is from RefSeq and is a predicted model, not a curated record. The transcript has 5 exons. Gene Ontology annotation, cellular component: cytosol. Gene Ontology annotation, molecular function: protein-folding chaperone binding. NCBI's taxonomy places the organism in Eukaryota, Viridiplantae, Streptophyta, Magnoliopsida, Lamiales, Acanthaceae. Bases 168 to 1439 code for a protein of 423 amino acids.